Messenger RNA from Maniola jurtina (meadow brown), 1822 nucleotides. RefSeq names its product maltase 2-like. Bases 1 to 1815 code for a protein of 604 amino acids. The transcript has 9 exons. The record is from RefSeq and is a predicted model, not a curated record. Gene Ontology annotation, biological process: carbohydrate metabolic process. Lineage: Eukaryota; Metazoa; Arthropoda; Insecta; Lepidoptera; Nymphalidae.
AUGGUAUCGUUCUGGAAAGUGGUAGGAAUUACGGUGGGUGCGAUCCUGGUGGUAGGGGCGGUGGUGGGGAGUUUAACAUGGGGGUUUUUGGCCAACCGGGGCCCACCACCACCGGAGCUGGUGCCUUUGGACUGGUGGGAACAUACGGUCAUAUACCAGAUCUAUCCUCGAUCCUUCAAAGACAGUGAUGGUGACGGGAUUGGUGAUUUGAAAGGUAUAACAACGCAGUUAGAUCACCUUGUGGACAUCGGCAUAGGUGCAAUAUGGAUGUCACCUAUCUUUGUGUCACCCAUGGUGGACUUCGGAUACGAUAUCAGCGACUUCUACAACAUUCACGAAGAAUAUGGAACCAUGGCGGAUUUCGAGGAGCUCGUGCACAAAGCACAUAACCUUGGACUUAAAAUUCUAUUAGAUUACGUGCCAAAUCACGCGAGCGAUCAAUCGGAAUACUUCAAGCGAUCCCUGGCGAGGGAGCCGGGGUAUGAAAACUUUUUCGUUUGGGCGGACCCUAAACUCAACCCCAACAACAUCUCUGAACGGCUCGUGCCUUCCAACUGGAUAAGUGAAUUUGGCGGUUCAGUUUGGGAAUGGAGUGAAACGCGACAACAGUACUACUUACACCAAUUUGCGAAGGAACAGGUCGAUUUCAACUUCAGAGACCCAGCUGUCAGGGCAGAGAUGCUCAACAUAAUGGAGUACUGGUUCAACAAAGGAGCAGAUGGGUACAGAGUGGAUGCUGUGGCGCAUCUCUUCGAAGCGGACCCUAACGACCACGGUGGGGUCUAUCCAGAUGAACCUUUGAGUGGAAACAUGUUUUUGAGACCGAAUGAAACCGGUUACACCACGCAGGAGUACACGAGGCAUUUGAUUGAACUGUAUGACGUCAUUUACGAAUGGAGAAAUUUUUCUGACAGUUACAAAGAGCAAAACAAAAGUGAUACGAAAAUUCUGUUAGCAGAAGCCUACGCCAAUAUAACCAUGACCAUGUUAUAUUAUGGCGACGAAGCAGGCCGGGACGGGGCUCAUUUCCCAUUCAAUUUCGAGCUGAUCAAUAGCUUGUCUGGCAAAUCCAGCGCGCGGGAUUUCGUCUACGUUAUCAAACGCUGGCUCACCUACAUGCCAGCUGGGAGGAUUGCGAAUUGGGUGUUUGGUAAUCACGACCAGAUGAGGAUGCCGACAAGAUUCAGGGUCAAUAUGGUUGACGGGAUGAACUCUCUAAGUAUGCUGCUGCCCGGAGUGGCCAUCACGUACCAGGGGGAAGAGAUCGGCAUGAGGGACGGCUACGUCAGCUGGGAGGACACCGUGGAUGUUGCUGCUUGCAACCAGGGUAACCCGGACAACUACAUGCAGUACUCCAGAGACCCAGCACGAACACCGUUCCAUUGGGACAACACCACGAGCGCUGGGUUCUCCACUAACGCCACUACCUGGUUGCCGAUAGCGCAGGAUUACAUGGAAAUUAAUUUACGAAAGCAACAAGAGACGGAACGGAGUCAUUACAAGGUGUACAAAUCACUGGUGAACCUACGCAAGGAACCCGCGCUAUCCCAUGGCAGCUACCACCUCCAAGCCUUGACUGAAAGCACCUUCAUUCUGAUCCGUCACAUCAUCACUUACGACACCUACGCGUUACUGUUCAAUGUUGGUGACGUAGAGGACACGGUGGACUUGUCCACAAUCGCACUCUUGAGGGACCCGUUGACUGUCCAUGUUUCUAGUAUCCAUUCCAGCAGAGUUAAUGGUGACACAGUUUCCCGAGGGGGCGCGACCCUGCGGGCGGGUGAGGCGCUGGUGCUGCGCGCUCCGCCGACGUAGUUUCUAG